UAAUAAUCUACACCUCACAAUUACAAUUUCAAGUUGUAUGUGAAAGACUUUAGUCUCUUUCUGAUUCUUGGACUGUUGAUUGGCAAUUAUUAGUACAGCUCCCCUAUAAUGUAGACGUUAGUUAGUUGCUGACUACGUAGAGGUUUCUGCUGUUGUUGACUAUGGCUGCCGUCUGUGUUGCAGUAAUUUCUAAAGAAAAUCAGCCUCUAUUUCUCCGAACGGCCAAGGAUGACCCGGAGCUUCAGUUCCAUUACUAUGUGCACACGUCGCUGGAUGUGAUAGAUGAGAAAGUGGGGGCACCGCCUGGUCGGGCCAAUGAACAGAGGGAGAUGUAUUUAGGUAUACUGUACCCGACGGAAGACUACAAGAUCUAUGGCUACGUCACCAAUACUAAGGUCAAGUUCAUCGUCAUCGUGGACAACACGAACAGUAUGAACAAAGACAGCGAAAUCAAGCAGGUGUUCCGCACCCUGCACACAGCGUACUGCGAGAACCUCCUCAAUCCGUUCUACGCGCCGGGCGAAUCCAUCGUCUCACGAACGUUCAACAAGACCAUUGACAGUCUCUUGCAGCCAUCUUGAAAACACUGAGCAACAAUGUCACUGAUGGCUGUCUACUCUUCGUGAGUAUGCCUAUACCUUCUACCAGCAACACCAGCUGUUUGGUAGGGGAGUUCAGGCGAGGCACCUUGCUGAAACCUGAAUAGUAUUCAACAGUACGUAUCUGAACAGAAUGUUUUCCUCUAGUCACAUGGCGAACUGACAGUUUUCGCCAGUCUGUGUGCUGGCUGUCAUGAAUCUUGGAUGCACGACGUUUGUGCUCUCUCUCUCUCUCUCUCUCUCUCUCUCUCUCUCUCUCUCUCUCUCUCUCUCUCUCUCUCUCUCUCUCUCUCUCUCUCUCUCUCUCUCUCUCUCUCUCUCUCUCUCUCUCUCUCUCUCUCUCUCUCUCUCUCUCUUUUCUAUCUGCAAGUUAUUUUUUUACAUAGAAGGUCUGUACAUAUCUGUACCAUAUUCGUCCAUAGCCCCUUAUUUUUAAUGCAGGUUGCCUUUUUUUAUACUUUGAUGUAGCUACUCGUGAUUUGCAAGGGCCCGCUGACUUCUGUAACUCUACUCCAGCUAAGGAUAAUGUGUCGUAUGCUAGUCUAUGUACAAAUACUCAGCAUUGCCGUCCAGUGCGCUAUUGCUCCCGACAUAGUGGGCGAGCGCUUCUCAGCGCUCAAUUCGCUCGUAUUCGUACAAGUA
Molecule: messenger RNA, 1241 nt
Organism: Sycon ciliatum
Lineage: Eukaryota; Metazoa; Porifera; Calcarea; Leucosolenida; Sycettidae
Product: trafficking protein particle complex subunit 2-like protein
Exons: 6
Coding region: 162-581 (139 amino acids)
Biological process (GO): endoplasmic reticulum to Golgi vesicle-mediated transport
Cellular component (GO): cytoplasm; nucleus; TRAPP complex
Source: RefSeq, a predicted model, not a curated record